This is a messenger RNA of Fusarium redolens, 2047 nucleotides long. RefSeq lists its product as uncharacterized. The record is from RefSeq and is a predicted model, not a curated record. The transcript is spliced from 2 exons. NCBI's taxonomy places the organism in Eukaryota, Fungi, Ascomycota, Sordariomycetes, Hypocreales, Nectriaceae. The coding region runs from base 1 to 1938 and encodes 645 amino acids.
AUGCCGGCUUCACCCACCAAGAUGAACAGAGCCCAGCAAGAGGAAUGGCUCGACCGACAAUGGGGAGGCAAGUCUUGGCUCAUCGAAGAGGUUCGCAGCGUACAUGAACGACCCCCCAAGCAGAACGAACUCGCGGGUGUUGCGGUUGACUACCUGGUGAAGAUCACUAGACUGGCUCAGGACAAAGGCAUCGAGUUGGCAUCCUUAUGGAGCCAGGCACCGCCUUAUAAUGUCCUUUGGACGGGUGUUAGGCUGCAUUCCAGCUCCCUUCGAUUAACUGGCGAGGUUGCGAGGGCUGCCCUCAGCAAUUUGAAAACAAUCAUCAAUUCUCAGAAUGCUCAAGACGCUGGCGGUCCAUCAGAGAUCGUCAUUAUGGAGUCCCGAGAGACUGGGCCCGAGGCCUGUGUGCACGUCACGAGUGACCAUGCUGAAAGCGACAGCAGCGAUAACGAGGAUAUUGAGCCCGUUCUCAAGGCCACGCCAAGCCCUAGCAUCAUCUUGGGCGGUUCCCCUAAAUCGCCAGCCAAAUUGUCUGGCAACAACGACAAACACAGCUCUUUGUUCUCUACUUUCAAACAUCAAGAGCCCCAAGAGCAGAAACCUGCUCCUCAAGCAUCACGCGCUCCUUUAACUCCGGGGGCUUCCUCUCUACCCCCACAAAUGAACAUUUCUGGUCACUUCAACUCAGCGUCGCCCGUCACUCCGGUCAAGCGUAAAAGGGAGAAAUACUCCAGUGCAGUAACCCCACAGCGAGUCAUGAAACGUGCCGAAAACUAUAUGGGCGAGGGGAGGGUUAGCGAAGCGACUGCCAUUUACGAGCAGCUCGUCAACAAUGUGAAACUUAAAGAUGCUACCCUUAGCUUCCUUACAACGGCUACCAUUGCAUGGUAUGCACCGGAGCAAGAUAAGAUCAAGGUUCUCGACCCUCUUUGGUUCAAGGUUGAUGGCACGACGACUUGCCACAGCAUCAAGCUGGAGAAGUACAACAAACUUUGCUUCAGUAUCCACCAUUUGAAGCCGAAGCACUGGACCUUGGCUGUUGUUGACAUCGACGAUGAAGCGAAGUCCAUGGUAUUCAAUCACCAUGACUCGACCCUGUGCCAAGAUCGCUUCGAUGCUGUUUGCGUCAGUUUCCAAAAGUGGAAGGAAACCGUCGCAUUCGAAUAUAAGCUGGGAUUCAACAACGUCACACCUUGUACUCCACAGCAGGAUGACAUCAGCUGUGGAAUCCACGUCCUCUCCUGCCUGCGACACGUCCUGACAGACAAGCCCUGCCCCCCAUUCCUGGACCCCCGUGAAGAGCGCAAAUCCUUCAUCCGACAGAUCAAGGAAUCCGAAGAAGGCGAUUAUCCUCUACGAGAGGUCAAAAAGGUCAUCGAAAAACAAGAACAGAAAUUGCUUUUGGAAGCGAUUCGAAAAGAGACGCCCGAGAAGCUUGAGAGAGACAGACAACUUGCGGCCAUUGCCAUGGAUCACGCCCGUGAUCACCUGAAGGAUGCUCAGGCCACGCUGAACCACCAUCGAAUCGAACAGGAUACUCUGGCUAAGGCAUUGAAUCGCCUGGACGCUGCUGUUGAGACUAAAGUCGAACAUGCUCCUCAUUUGAGCCUCGAACCCUUGGACCGUCUGCGAGGUGAGAGCCAGCAAGAGCUUUCCGCCCACAUGAGUCGAUUUGCCAAAACGCUUAUUGAUCAGAGCUUUGCCAAUGGGUCCGAGAUAGGCAGAAAGGUGCUCCAGGGACAUUUUGGCGAGAUCACCGAGAAAUUGGAACAAGCCGAGAAGAAUGUCACUCAGAAACAAGAGGAGCUUGAUGAGGCAACAAAGCUUGUGGAGCUUCAGACUCAGAUGCGGGACCUGAAGAAGAAUAUGAACAACAUCUUGAACCAGAAUGGGACUUUUCUUACUUGGAACAGCUGGCUUGGGCGGGCUUCGAAUUAGCUUCUCGAACGCUGAAGUUGGAAUGGAGGGAAAUCUGACAGAUGGCCAUGGGAGAGGUGUGAACAAGAAACGAAAAGCAGACAUGGCAUGUAAUUAGACUGAGAUUAUA